This is a messenger RNA of Lacerta agilis (Sand lizard), 2455 nucleotides long. It is a transcript of the gene TBX20, whose product is annotated as T-box transcription factor 20. The transcript is spliced from 8 exons. NCBI's taxonomy places the organism in Eukaryota, Metazoa, Chordata, Lepidosauria, Squamata, Lacertidae. The record is from RefSeq and is a predicted model, not a curated record. Bases 327 to 1658 code for a protein of 443 amino acids. Gene Ontology annotation, biological process: heart looping; vasculogenesis; regulation of transcription by RNA polymerase II. Gene Ontology annotation, cellular component: nucleus. Gene Ontology annotation, molecular function: RNA polymerase II cis-regulatory region sequence-specific DNA binding; DNA-binding transcription factor activity, RNA polymerase II-specific.
GAAGGCGGAUCUCAUUGCGAGCCCUCCGGCCCUGGCAGACGCCUCUUCCAUCCGCACCGAAGCGCGCUCUCUCCUUCUCCCUCGCCUCCACCCAGGGAGCAGGGAAAACGAUGGUCGACGCGUAAACUGCGCCCCCGCGCUUCCCUGGCUUUCCAGACUCUUCCUGGGGAGUCUGGCAAAAAGUUCUGGCCUCCCGAUCCCUCAGCCCGUGGGUUCCUUCCUCUUCGCUGCUUCUCCUUUGGAGCCGUCUGGGUAGCAGGAGGGAACGGCCUGGCUCUGCGCGACCAUCUGACUUUUUGGGGGGCGCAGUCCUCUGCUCCGAGACCAUGGAGUACACCGCCUCCCCCAAGCCGCAGCUCUCCUCCCGGGCGAACGCCUUCUCCAUCGCCGCGCUCAUGUCCAGCGGGAGCUCCAAGGAAAAAGACAGCGCCGAGAGCACCAUCAAGCCUCUGGAGCAAUUCGUGGAGAAGUCGUCCUGCUCCCAAACGCUCGGCGACUUGCCCGCUUUGGAAACGCCGCCGGGGGAUUUCAGCAGCGCCAGCCCCUCUUCCCUGUGCACCGAGCCCCUCAUUCCCACCACCCCCAUCAUUCCCAGCGAGGAGAUGGCCAAGAUCUCCUGCAGCCUGGAGACCAAGGACCUCUGGGACAAAUUCCACGACCUGGGCACCGAGAUGAUCAUCACCAAAUCGGGAAGAAGAAUGUUUCCGACCAUUAGGGUUUCCUUUUCGGGUGUGGAUCCGGAAGCCAAGUUCAUUGUGCUGAUGGAUAUCGUUCCAGUGGACAAUAAGCGGUACCGAUAUGCCUACCACAGGUCCUCCUGGCUGGUCGCUGGCAAAGCAGAUCCUCCUCUGCCUGCAAGACUGUACGUGCACCCGGAUUCUCCGUUCACGGGGGAACAAUUGCUGAAGCAGAUGGUGUCCUUUGAAAAAGUGAAGCUGACAAACAACGAGCUGGAUCAGCACGGUCACAUAAUCUUAAAUUCAAUGCACAAAUACCAGCCUAGGGUGCACAUCAUCAAGAAGAAGGACCAUACAGCUUCCUUGCUUAACCUGAAGUCUGAAGAAUUCAGGACAUUUAUAUUUCCAGAGACUGUGUUUACUGCCGUCACUGCCUACCAGAACCAAUUGAUAACCAAGCUGAAGAUUGACAGCAACCCUUUUGCUAAAGGAUUCAGGGACUCAUCUAGACUCACUGAUAUUGAGAGAGAAAGCGUAGAGAGCCUUAUUCAAAAGCAUUCCUAUGCACGAUCCCCCAUCAGAACCUAUGGAGCAGAGGAUGAAGUUCUGGGAGACGAAAACCAAGCAGCCCAAAGCAGAGGGUCAGCUUUUACCACUUCUGACAACCUGCCCCUCAGUUCCUGGGUCUCGUCGACAUCAAGUUUCCCGGGAUUCCAACACCCGCAGUCCUUGACCGCUCUUGGUUCCGGCGCUGCGUCCAUAGCCACGCCGAUUCCUCACCCGAUCCAGGGCUCCCUGCCCCCAUACAGCCGCCUGGGAAUGCCUCUAACCCCUUCGGCCAUUGCCAGCUCGAUGCAGGGAAGCGGUCCGACGUUCCCUUCUUUCCACAUGCCCCGGUAUCACCACUACUUUCAGCAGGGUCCUUAUGCAGCGAUCCAGGGACUGCGCCACUCCUCUGCUGUGAUGACACCUUUCGUAUGACUGGCCUAAGGCAAGAGAAGCCAAGACUUCGCAGGCAAACCAGCUUGGGCCUGUUGGGAAGGCCCAGGGCGAAAACGACUAAGAAAACCAGCUUGCGUAAAGGCAUUGUGGAGUUAGAUCCCUCUCCUCUUGAAGGAUCUGUGUUGAAGGGAUGGUUAAGGGAGCUCGAGUGGCUCAGAAAAUGGGCAUGGCCCAAGGGACUCCAAAUGUUCCAAGGUCUCCAAUUAAACGCUGGACGGCCUGAAGGUGCAUCAUAACCACUAGAUGUGAGGCUGCCAUCAUGCAGCAGUGUAUAGUUUGAAUUGUGUAUAGACUUUCCCCUCCUGACAGAGGCCAAAGAGGCAAUACUGUGCUAAUAACUUCAUUGCUUUUUAUGAAUUGGGGGGGGGGGGUAUUUGUUGUUUUGAGCAUGUUUAGGCUACUUCAGCAUUAAGCUCGCUAUGAAAGAAACCGAAGGAAAAGACUGCACCAUUCUCUUCCCCGUUCCAUCCUUUAAACUCCUUUAUUUUAAAUGUGGAAUCCAGUUAAUUGAGAGCACUGGGCAUAACCCGCUGGAAUUCCUCCUGCAUGAGCCCUGUUUGAAAUGAAUGGAAGCUGUUUCACCAAACCACAGAUAAGGUUUGCCGAGUUCAGACGACGGAACACGCCAAUGGUUCAUAUAGCUCAGGUUGUUUUCUCUUGGAUAUUGACAGCAACAGGGAGGACUGAUGGUAAAACAGGGUGACUGAAUAUUGCUCUGCGUUCUGUUAUUUUAUUCACAGCUCAUUGCAAAUGUUGGGGCAAUUUGUGGGGUACUA